Exophiala xenobiotica is the source of this 2925-nucleotide messenger RNA. RefSeq lists its product as uncharacterized. NCBI's taxonomy places the organism in Eukaryota, Fungi, Ascomycota, Eurotiomycetes, Chaetothyriales, Herpotrichiellaceae. The transcript is spliced from 2 exons. The coding region runs from base 68 to 2890 and encodes 940 amino acids. The record is from RefSeq and is a predicted model, not a curated record. Gene Ontology annotation, cellular component: phosphatidylinositol 3-kinase complex, class III, type I; phagophore assembly site; cytoplasm. Gene Ontology annotation, molecular function: 1-phosphatidylinositol-3-kinase activity. Gene Ontology annotation, biological process: autophagy of peroxisome; autophagosome assembly; phosphatidylinositol-mediated signaling.
CGCCUCUGAGGCGCUAUCAGGGACUUUUGCUCGAUAAGUUGAGCUCGUAUGUUGUCGUUCUCGAGUCAUGGAUACCUAUACUUUUGCGACUUCGAGGCAAAUUGACUUUCCCGUUUGCCUGAGAAUCAAUGCUUUGGAGGGCAAGCAGACCACUGUUCCGCAUUCUGUAUUGCUUCAGCAUCCUGAAAUACGUCAUGUCGGGUCCAUCCAGAACCCAGUGUCGGAGCUCUAUGUGACUGCUCAAUUAUGGGCAGAAUCCAAGCCACUAGGGGUACCUGUGCAGACUCCUCACACUUUUUUCAAGAACAAUCGGACUUGGAACAAGUGGUUAGAAUUGCCGGUCCCGGUCAAAGACUGUCCAAUCUCUUCGCAGAUUGCAAUCACCAUCUGGGACAUCUCACCAUGUCCUCUGAAUGGCACUGUCGACCACAAUGUUCCGUUUGGUGGCACGACCAUACCACUAUUCGAUGAGGAUGGCGCCUUGAGGAGGGGCCGGCAAAAGUGUAAGGUCUAUCGCAAAACGGUCGCCGAUGGAUAUAUCCCUUCAAGUACGCCUCAUUUGCCACGACCCAAACGGCGAAGACGGAACGAGGUACCCCAGCCACCCGUCCCGGAGGAAGAAGAACUAGUAAGACUGGAGCUAUUGUUCAAGAAGCACGAGAUGAAUGAAAUACCCCAAAAUGACUGGCUCGAUCAACUUGUCUUUCAGAACGUAGCCAAAAAGGCGCGUGGAGUGGACGAGGCUGCAAGGAAGCGAUCGAGCAUCCACAAAGCCGCAAAGCGAAAAGUGUCCAGAGCGAAAUCGGACAAAGUCAAGGAUGGGGAUGUGAACGGCCAGCACGAUUCACAAGGAAGUAACUCGGACGCCGAAACGGAAGACGAAGAGCAUUUCACUUUGUACAUUGAUUUUCCUCGCUGGGAUUUUCCUGUCAUCUUCGAAGACCAUGAGUAUGAAGCGCCCAGGUUGAUGAAGGAGUUUCAAAAUACUCCCUCAUCGUCAGCUGUGGGUGCCAAACCUCCACCGGAAGUUCGGUAUGGCCCUGGAAUUGCGGCGGGGAAUUCCGUGGUUGACGAGGAGGAUUUUCCUGUCGUACAAAUCUUUGAUCCGGAACAAUUCCAGCGAGAAAACCCAUGCGAGUCAAAACAUCGACGCCUGGUCCGAAGCGAUAGAACCGCAUUGUACGACGUCGACCAGAAACCGAAUGCCAAGUUGCGGGAUGAAAUCAACGAGAUCUUGACAUAUGGACCCACACAAGACCUCACUCCGCAAGAAAAGGAUGUCAUUUGGACGUUUCGUCGGCAUUUGAGUCGCGAUAAACGGGCCCUUACAAAAGUGGUCAAAGCUACCGACUGGAAUAGCCCAAGCGAAGCAAGACAGAUGGCUGAGUUGAUUCCAAAAUGGGCCAAAAUUGACGUCGACUCCGCUCUGGAGUUACUUGGUCCAACUUAUGACAGUCCAGUUGUUCGCGCCUAUGCAGUCGAUCGACUGCGACAGGCCGGUGAUGCCGAACUGCUCUUGUAUCUGCUGCAGCUCGUUCAGGCGCUGAAAUUUGAGAAGUACGACUCGAAAGCGGAGAGCUUACCCUCUUCGUCCCUGGCAAAAUUCUUGAUUGACCGUGCUUCCAACAACUUCAUACUUGGGAACUAUCUGCAUUGGUAUUUGAUGGUCGAGUGCGACGAUCAAGGCCCAGACACCAAUGCCGCGAAUAGAAAGCUAUUUGCAAGAGUGGAGUAUCAUUUCAUGGUAGAGUUGGAAAAGCGAGCUCCCGAGCAACGGAAGACUCUCUUGAGGCAAGCUGAAAUGAUUGCCAUCCUGUCAAGGAUCAGCAAGGAGAUCAGAUUUAAUCGGAGCAACCGCAUACAAAAGAUUGAGAUGCUCAAGAAGUAUCUCGCCGAUCCGAAGAAUGAACUUGUCAAGAUCGAUCCUCCAAUCCCCCUGCCACUGGACCCCGAAGUUGAAGUUAGCGGAAUCUAUCCUGACGAGGCUACUGUGUUCAAGUCCUCGCUGUCUCCGCUGCUACUCUACUUCAAGACAGCUGGCUCAGCAGAGACCGGCGAUUCUUCCACACAGUCACGAUCACAAAGCCAGGGCAAAUAUCCGAUGAUAUUCAAAACUGGCGACGACCUUCGGCAAGAUCAGCUGGUCAUCCAGAUCAUCGAAUUGAUGAACAAUUUGCUCCUCAAGGAAAACCUGGAUCUGAAGCUUACUCCUUACCGGAUCCUUGCAACAUCCCCAACAGCUGGGGCGGUACAAUUCAUUCCAUCAACCGCCAUUUCCGUCGUCUCUGCGAAAUACAAAGGCUCGGUACUGGCCUAUCUACGAGCAAACAAUCCCGACGCAUCUGGCCCCCUUGGCGUUCGCAAAGAAACCAUGGACACAUACAUCAGGUCAUGUGCCGGGUACUGUGUGAUAAUGUACAUUCUGGGUGUCGGCGAUCGUCAUCUUGACAACCUCCUGCUUCAACCAUCUGGCCAUUUCUUCCAUAUCGACUUUGGAUUCAUCCUUGGGCGCGAUCCGAAGCCGUUCGCCCCCCUAAUCAGGCUAUGCAAAGAAAUGGUGGAAGGGCUCGGUGGAACGGCGUCGCCGCAGUAUGCUCAAUUCAAGCAGUAUUGUUUCACGGCAUACACCACCUUGAGGAAGUCGAGUUCUCUGGUCCUCAAUCUAUUCAGCCUAAUGGUUCAGAGCUCGGUCCAAGAUAUCAGACUGGUCGAGGAACAGACUGGCGGGAUCGGUGGUGCAGUGGGCAAAGUGAGGGAAAGGUUCCACCUUGACGUUAGUGAAGAGGAGGCUGUACGACUGCUGGACCAGGUAUUAGCUGACAGUGUCAAUGCCGUGUUCGGAGUGGUGAUUGAUCGGCUGCACGAGUUUGUUCAAGGCUGGCGAGCAUGACAUCUUUGAGCAAUAGAAUUAUUUAGAGAUCAGGC